AUGGAUUUCGUCACGCACAUGCCGAAGUCAGAACGAGGGAAUACUUUCCUCCUCCUGUUCCAGGACAUGUUCUCAGGAUUCGUAAUGUGCAAACCAAUGCCAUCCACAACAGCUCUGGAUGUAGCCGAAGCGUAUGAAGAGUGGGUGUUCAGGAUAUUUGGCGCUUCAGAAAUGAUCCGCCAUGAUCAGGACCCGAGGUUCGUGAGUGAAGUAUUCACGCGUUUCAGGGAACUCCUGGGUAGUCGUCAAAGGUCCACUCUGAGCUACCGACCUCAGGCCAACGGGCAACAAGAGCGAUCCGUUCAGACUGUGAGGGCGUAUGCCGCCGAGGCAGAUCAGUCGGACUGGGAUGACCAUGCCGAGGGACUGAUGUUCGCCCUGAACACAUCAACCCGCCUGGAUACACCAUUCUAUUUGAACCGUAGGACUGUAUCCUCCGUGUUGGGACCUAAGCCGUCCCGCCUUCCAGAACGAACUGCAUAUGAAUGGAGGAGAAAGUUUCAGCGCGACUAUAGUUAUGCGCGAGCCUGUGCUAGGGACCUCCAGAAGAAAGCAAAGCGCAUGAGAUCGGAGGCUCAGAUCCAGCGGUGGAGGGAGCACUCGGAGCGUUGGCAGUCUGGAUUCGAAAGGUGCAACGCAGUCUGGUUGUAUAUACCUAAGAUGCAACCAGGAUUGAGUCACAAGCUGACACACUUAUGGCAUGGUUCAUUCAGAAUCGAUGGGGUCCACGAUGAUUUCAGGGUAAAGUUGAAAAUCGAUGGAACCGGAUACCGCGUGAACGCAUGGGUGCAUGUAAGUCGCCUGAAACCGCGGGAAUUGUUCCCGAGGAGACCCUUCGAUGAAGUCACCCUGGAUAAAAAUGACGAACUGGAUGCUGAAUUGUUACGUGAGGACGGUUGGGAAGCAGACAGCUAG
Messenger RNA from Phytophthora megakarya, 915 nucleotides. NCBI's taxonomy places the organism in Eukaryota, Oomycota, Peronosporomycetes, Peronosporales, Peronosporaceae. The record is from the annotation of a GenBank genome assembly.